Oryzias latipes (Japanese medaka) is the source of this 3315-nucleotide messenger RNA. RefSeq names its product ectodermal-neural cortex 3 (gene enc3). Gene Ontology annotation, molecular function: protein binding. Gene Ontology annotation, biological process: ubiquitin-dependent protein catabolic process. NCBI's taxonomy places the organism in Eukaryota, Metazoa, Chordata, Actinopteri, Beloniformes, Adrianichthyidae. The record is from RefSeq and is a predicted model, not a curated record. Gene Ontology annotation, cellular component: Cul3-RING ubiquitin ligase complex; cytoplasm.
UCCGCUCCUCUCAGAGGCUGCGUGGCUUCAACCGACAUACGACGGCAGUUAAACUUUUCACUUCUUUGUCCUUUUUCCGACAAACUCCCAAGUUUGACGGUGAACAAAUGGCUCCAUCGUUUCCUGUCUGUUUACAAUUCGACUCAAUUUUAAACCCUGAAAAUAAUUUACUCUAAAACUUCAAACGAAUCAAGGAAGGCGACAUAAAAGGGGAAUCGAACCAGCUUCGUCUGAGGUCGAAGAUGUCUGUCAGCAACCACGAAAACAGGAAGUCUCGCUCCAGCUCCGGCUCAAUGAAUAUCCAACUCUUCCACAAGACGUCCCAUGCCGACAGCUUGUUGACUCAACUCAACCUGUUGCGCAAACGCAAAGUCUUCACUGAUGUCGUGCUGAAGGCUGGCAACCGCUCCUUCCCCUGCCACCGGGCUGUGCUGGCCUCCUGCAGCCGCUACUUUGAGGCCAUGUUCAGCGGAGGGCUCAGGGAAAGCCGCGCCGAUGACGUCAACUUCCACGACUCGCUCCACCCGGAAGUGCUGGAGCUGCUACUCGACUAUGCCUACUCAGCUAGAGUCAUCAUCAAUGAGGAAAAUGCAGAGUCACUCCUUGAAGCUGGAGACAUGCUUCAGUUUCAUGACAUCAGGGAUGCAGCAGCAGAGUUUCUAGAAAAGAACCUGCACCCGUCUAACUGUCUGGGGAUGAUGCUGCUGUCUGACGCCCAUCAGUGCCAAAGACUGUACGAGCUGUCGUGGAGGAUGUGCCUGGCUAACUUCGCCACUCUCUUCAGAACUGAAGACUUCCUCAAUCUGCCCAGAGACAAAGUCAAAGAGUUGAUUCUGAGUGAGGAACUGGAGGUGGAGGAUGAGAGCCUGGUGUAUGAGGCUGUUAUAGACUGGGUCAAGGCGGACAUGGAGCAGAGGCAUGGCGAGCUGCCCGAGCUGCUGCGCUGCGUUCGACUGGCACUGCUGCCUGAGUCCUACUUGCUGAACAAUGUGGCUUCAGAAGAGCUUGUGAUGUGCCACAAAGUGGGCCGUGAGAUAGUUGAAGACGCUGUGCGGUGUAAGAUGAGGAUCCUCCAAAAUGAUGGCAUUGUAACUGGGUUCUGUGCACGGCCCAGAAAAGUCAGCCAGGCACUUUUGCUGCUGGGCGGACAAACUUUCAUGUGCGAUAAAGUCUACAUGAUUGAUAACAAGACAAAGGAGAUCACUCCUAAAACAGACAUCCCCAGCCCCAGGAAAGAGUGCAGUGCCUGUGCUAUCGGCUGCAAGGUUUAUGUCACUGGAGGCCGUGGCUCUGAGAACGGAGCUUCCAAAGAUGUCUGGGUCUAUGACACCUUACACGAUGAAUGGUCCAAAGCGGCACCGAUGUUGGUAGCCAGGUUUGGACACGGUUCUGCAGAACUUGAUCACAUGCUGUAUGUGGUGGGAGGACACACAUCCCUUGCCGGAUCUUUCCCAGCUUCCCCGUCUGUCUCCCUCAAACAGGUGGAACAGUACGACCCUCAGACUAACAAGUGGACCCUGGUCGCACCCCUCAGAGAAGGGGUGAGCAAUGCUGCUGUGGUUGGAGCCAAAAAAAAACUAUUUGCUUUUGGGGGCACCAGUGUAAACAGAGACAAAUAUCCCAAGGUGCAGUGCUUUGACCCCUGCCAGAAUCGGUGGUCGGUACCUGCAAGUUGCCCACAGCUGUGGCGAUACACAGCGGCAGCUGUGGUUGGCAAUCACGUGGUAGUAAUCGGGGGGGAUACAGAGUUCUCGGCCAGUUCUGCGUACAGGUUCAACAGCGAGACGUUCCAGUGGUCAAAGUUCGGUGAUGUGACCGCCAGAAGGAUCAGUUGUCAUGCCGUGGCCUCAGGAAACAGACUUUAUGUGGUUGGUGGCUACUUUGGGGCUCAGAGGUGUAAGACUUUAGACUGCUACGAUCCAUCUUCAGACUCCUGGGACAGUGUAACCAGUGUGCCAUACUCGCUCAUUCCUACUGCCUUCGUCAGCACCUGGAAGUACCUCCCAGCAUAGAGAGACUCUCAGCCAACGAUUUUGAUGAGCCGUGGCGUCUGCGCCUCCUCUUCACCAGCUCCAGGAGGAAGAGGAGAACGAUGAGGAUGAAGGAGUUCAGCGAAUCUCAUCACAGCUGCAUCCGGCCUGAUGGAAGCAACCCGACCCGUUUACUCAAACGUUUGUGUAACUUUCCCAUGCAGCCUGAGCGGGGAGCGGUUGCCAUGCUAACUGCAGACCCCUCCAAGCCAUCUCCUUUAAAAACAUGCCCCCCUCCCAUCAACCAUAGUCCCCCUACUGGGGCAAAUAAGCUACAGCAGUCCUGCUCUGUCCCAUCACCACACCUGAACUCCAUCACCCAGCUCAUGUCUUCAGGCUUCAAUGUCUGAGGGUUUCGGACUCUGCACCUUUCUUUUCAGGCCUCAGAGGUCUAAACUUCACCAGAAAAGAACCUUUUUUUUAAACAUCUAGAAGAAAAGUGCCUUUUCUCAUCUAAAUGCCUCUGGUUUAAGGAAACCUUGAUGGGUCUGUUGUGGCAUCUUCAUCAUCCGUUGCAGAGAGGACAUUCCUGAAGUUCUGCUCUGACGCGUGAACAAAGCUCCUGUUUCCUGUGUGGAGGCCCUGUGUGCAGGCAUGUGGCAAAGCAGAGGAGACCGUUUUGGAAGUGUGUGAUUUUUGUGCGCAGAAACAAUCCUCCUGUCUUUAUUUUUAGGGCUCGUACUCGGGUUUUUCCUCCGUUUUGGUGAGCUAAAUUUGUACCUUCUUCCACAGAGUCCUAAAUAGCCGCUCUGGAGCAAACGUGGCCCAUCAGGACGUGUGUCAGUUUUGUGUCUCAGGGUUUUGUGCGUUUUUGUUUGCCUGUUUUUAUCGAAGGUGAGAGAGAGUGUCUAAUUUCUGUGAGUUUUACAGAAGCCUCUCAUUGUAGAAACUCAACUGAAAUUGUGUUGGAUACAAACUUUGCCGAAACGUUUGUGUUGUUUUGGAUUUGAUAGCAAAGCUGUGUUGUCUUUUUCUUUUGUACUACUUUCAGUGGAAGUAUUGUUUGUAUAGAUUGUACAUUUACUUUGUAAUUAUUUUGUAGAUGUCUUUGAUUUGCACAGUUUGUCUGAAAAGAGUUUCCAGUGAUCUUAAUUUAGUUUGUCUUAACCCAGCGUCAGUGAUGUAAAUAAAAGCUCUUUUUGUAGCAUUUUUCUCCUUUUCCAAACCUUUUUGCUCAGUUUGACACCACUUCAUCAGUUUUAGGCGGACUUACCAAGCUGAUGGAGCCUGUUACUUCUCGUUGUACUGCUCUGACAUGGUCAAUAAAAAGCUUCCAGAUGAGGAA